Messenger RNA from Parathielavia appendiculata, 213 nucleotides. Its product is annotated as ribosomal protein S30. Gene Ontology annotation, biological process: translation. The record is from RefSeq and is a predicted model, not a curated record. Gene Ontology annotation, molecular function: structural constituent of ribosome. Lineage: Eukaryota; Fungi; Ascomycota; Sordariomycetes; Sordariales; Chaetomiaceae. Gene Ontology annotation, cellular component: ribosome; cytosolic small ribosomal subunit. The coding region runs from base 1 to 213 and encodes 70 amino acids. The transcript has 3 exons.
AUGGGGAAAGUUCACGGUUCCCUUGCCCGCGCUGGCAAGGUCAAAUCGCAAACUCCCAAGGUCGAACCCCAGGAGAAGCCUAAGACACCCAAGGGCCGCGCCCAUAAGCGCGAGCUGUACAGCCGGCGCUUCGUCAACGUUACUGUCACUCCAGGCGGCAAGCGGAAGGCAAGGAAGGCGAUGGAUUGUGUUUUAGGAUGUCUCUCGCAAUGA